Molecule: messenger RNA, 1299 nt
Organism: Fukomys damarensis (Damara mole-rat)
Lineage: Eukaryota; Metazoa; Chordata; Mammalia; Rodentia; Bathyergidae
Gene: Erln
Product: small integral membrane protein 6
Exons: 3
Coding region: 770-949 (59 amino acids)
Source: RefSeq, a predicted model, not a curated record
GUUCAAUCCCCAGCACCGAAAAAAAAAUAAAAAUAGAACUGAACUAGAAAAUAGAACAUCAUCUGCCAACCUCCCCAGCUGUACCUGGAGAAGUUUAAAACAACACAGUGUCUUCUUGUCCUAGGAACAGCUAUAAGUGGUAUGAGGUGGGACCUGAGCUAUUCUAAAAGCUCCCAGCUGACUGUAACAAGCAGGGCUGAGGACCUGCAGCUCUGAGGGCAAGGCCCACUUCUCUUGUCCCAUGACUGCUCAAACGCCCAUCAUCCCUGGCCACAGAAGGACCACACCUCUAGCUUUUAGAGGAAUCAAUAGUGGCCACCAGGGUUCAAGCACAAGACACACACUCCAUUCCCCUUCCCCAUUCCCCACAGCACCAGUGAGUAGGAACCAACUGCACAGACGCUGAGGCCAUGCCCGAGAGGCAGGAAGCACCAGCCUCAACAGUGAUAAACACUUCUACCCAGAAACUCGGUGCAGGAGGCACCAGCCAGAGCUGCUGUUAAUCAUUCACCCACACCACACACAGGAAGCGAGGCCUUUGUGGCAGUACCAGCCUCGGGGCUUCCCAAGUUCUGGACAGGUUCUCUCAGGGGAUAGAUCAUCUAGACUGAGAGCCAAGCCCCAGUUCAGAGCUGCUCCUCUGAGUCAGGGCGCAUCUCUGGUCACCUGGCAGCCCCUUCAGCCUGGGCCUCCCAAGCACAGGGGCUGAAGGAUAACUCUGAUCUGCCCUCACAGGACACAGGACCGCUAGCAGCACAGGCAGGUUUACAUGGACCAAAUAUUAUUGCAGAAGGACAUCUGGCAUGAUGAGUUCUGGGAGAACCCCUGGGACCUGGCCGGCCUGAUAAUCAUCAGCUUAUUCAUCGCCACAGUCCUGUUUUUCAUCUUGUUUGCUAUUAUGUUUGGGUUGCUCUUUCCAGGGGACAGUACCGAGGGUGACCAGCAGUGAUUUGAUUUCUUGAGGGCUGAGAAGGCAGCACGUGAGGGGGGCUGACCAGCUCACCCCGUACUGUCACAGUCCCCUCUGCUCAAGGGCCUCACCCUGGUGUCUUUUUUUUCUCAUCAGAAAGCAGUCUGGUCAGACACUGGGCCUGGCUUGGGACUGGUCAGAUAGCAAGAUGGGGUAGUGGGUCUGAUACAGAUCCUGGGACCCCACACCAUGUGCCACCUGAACCCUGCAGGCAGGUGGGAAAGGGCCUUGCCUCUUCCUCAGGCUAAUUAGGUCCUCUCACAGGUUCCCAGCCCAGCCAGCAGCUCUGUAAGUCCUUCACAGAGGACAUAAAAUAAUCAGAUGAAAUA